This is a messenger RNA of Triticum turgidum subsp. durum (durum wheat), 579 nucleotides long. The record is from the annotation of a GenBank genome assembly. NCBI's taxonomy places the organism in Eukaryota, Viridiplantae, Streptophyta, Magnoliopsida, Poales, Poaceae.
AUGGAGGAGGUGUGGAACGACAUGUCGCUGUGCUCCACCCCGCUCGCGCUACAGUCGUACCACCUCCACUCCCCGGCCGCCGCUCCCUACCGCGGCGCCGCUGUCUACCCCCAGGACUACCUGGCCGGCGCGCCCCGCACGCCGCCGUCUCACACGGCGCUCACCCUGGAGUUCACCUGCCCCGGGGGGACCGGCGCUGCCAACACGGCCACCAGCUCCGGCGACGACCCAGCCGGCUGCCACUUUGGCUUCUCCGCGUCCGGAGGCGGCACCAGGAGGGCCGUGGUCCAGCCGGCGCCGGCGGUGGGCGGCGACCGGCGGCAGCGCCGGAUGGUCAAGAACCGGGAGUCGGCGGCGCGGUCGCGGGCGAGGAAGCAGGCCCACACCAAUGAGAUGGAGCUGGAGCUGGAGCAGCUGCGCCGGGAGAACAGGAUGCUUAUCCAGCGCGAGCAGGACUUCAUCAACGAUCGCUUGGCGAAAGCGGCGCAGGUAGCCGUCCCCGACUGCAGCAGCAGCAGGAGGAACACUAGUAGUACCCUCCAGCAGCAGCAGAGGUGCCGCUCCGCCCCUGCACCAUGA